AUGUGGUUCGGCGAAUGGCGUCCGGACUACCCCAUCUCUAUCACCAUGGUACGAAACAAGCCAGCUUUACUUGAUGACGAUUCACCGUCGUCUGGUCUGCCCUACCGGCCAAGUCCGAACACCAGUUCAUUUUCCCAAACUAUGGAGCCAUUCAAGCCCGUCCAAAUCCACGCUAUUUUAUCCUGGCAUAUGCUCUGCAAAAGAAAUACACUAGCUCUUACUGCCCUUGUAUUUUCUUUCCCACCUUGUUCCAUGCUUGGAUUCGUCCUGAGCUGUCGCCCAGUGCUUGAUCAAGAGCAACGAGUCAAACGGAGUGGUUCGUGGGUUUUUAUUACUAUUGCCAUGGAGUGUAUAUCUGAUUUUAGUGGAUGUGGUCCGGUCAAUAUCAACUUGUUUCCAGCCAGCGCAGACCGGUGUAAUAUCCAGGGCUAUUAA
This is a messenger RNA of Pochonia chlamydosporia 170, 435 nucleotides long. RefSeq lists its product as hypothetical. Lineage: Eukaryota; Fungi; Ascomycota; Sordariomycetes; Hypocreales; Clavicipitaceae. The coding region runs from base 1 to 435 and encodes 144 amino acids. The record is from RefSeq and is a predicted model, not a curated record. The transcript has a single exon.